CACAAAUUAAAUGUAAGCACUAUUUCUGACCACAGACACAAAUAUACUUGAAAUGUAAAGGGACAGACAUACACUUGUUUUUCCCUCUCGACAAGUGCUCACAAAAUUCUUUCCCAGUUUCCCUUUUCUUAUAUUUAGGAGACGUUUCUUAUUUCAUUUCAUUUUGUUAUUCCUUAUUUUCGAAUUUUAAUAAUUCGGUGACUCAAUUGCUUUUUCCAUUUUGCUUUUUCUCGCCCAGUAAAAGAUAAACGUGAGUCUCUUUUGCAAACGAUAGCUUUAUAGGCACGAGGGAUCAACGUUGGCGGCAAUGGCUUCGCCGGAGGAAUUUUCCGACGUGAAUCCGGUUGCAUCGCCGCCUAGCGACAAUCCCAAGGCUUUCGCAAAGGCUGAAUAUCCUGAUGCGAGUAAGAGCCUAGGUCAAACUCUUGAUAGAGAUAUUGCUCUUGCGAAGCUAGAACAUGACAAGAAGCUGUCAUUUAUCAAAGCUUGGGAGGAUCGUGAAAAAGCCAAAGUGGAAAACAAGGCAGAAAAGAAACACUUUAAAGUGACAUCAUGGGAAAACAGCAAGAAAGCAUCUCUAGAAGCCCAGCUAAGGAAAAUUGAGGAGCAACUGGAGAGGAAAAAAGCAGAAUAUGCUGAGAAAAUGAAGAACAAGGAAGCACUCAUUCACAAGCAAGCAGAAGAGAAGAGAGCCAUUGUUGAGGCCAAGAAAGGAGAAUGGCUUCUCAAAACCGAGCAGAUGGCCGACAAAUAUCGCUCGACUGGACACAUUCCCAAGUCCGGUUUGAGAUUCUUUAGGGACUGAGUUGGAGUACUGAUUGAUGUAUAAUAUGACUAGCCAAUGUUCUGGUUUACUUCAAUCAUAAACUACACACAAUUUUCAUCAAUCCAAGAAAUAGACAUAGUUUUUUUCUUUU
Striga asiatica is the source of this 917-nucleotide messenger RNA. Lineage: Eukaryota; Viridiplantae; Streptophyta; Magnoliopsida; Lamiales; Orobanchaceae. The record is from the annotation of a GenBank genome assembly.